AUGUCCACCCAUGACAACGCGGACUCUCAAGAUUCCGAGGCACCAUCCACCAAAAUGGACUCGCCCACCGUCAACGGCCACGCCCACAGCUCUACCAAACAGAAUGGCCAUCCCCCACGCUCCUCCCGCUCACCUCUCCCCCCUCUCAAAAAAGAACCCUCAACCGACGCCAACACACCCAUCCCCAGUCCCGGGCGAACGCCAACCUCCGAUCCAGGCGCAAUCAAGGCCGACCCCGAGAUGAAGUCCGAAACCGUGGGCGGCGAGAUCCUGGUCAAGCAAGAACCGGGUCAACCGCCCAAGCUGUCGCGCAGCUCUUCGCAGAAGAUCGUGGCCCGGCCGCCGCAGCUGUUUUCGCAUUUCCCGGAUAGUACGGCUGAUGCGCUGGCUACUUUCGAGCAGAUUGAGGGUUGCGAGUAUGCGAAUAAGUACAUGGGGUAUACGGAGCAUGCGAUGGAGUGUGACUGUGCUGAGGAGUGGGACUCCGAAGCCGGCCAAAAUUCAGCAUGUGGCGAAGACUCGGACUGCAUCAAUCGUGCAACCAAGAUUGAGUGCGUGGGCGACUGCGGCUGUGGACCGGACUGUCGGAAUCAGCGAUUUCAAAAGAAGCAAUACGCGCCAGUCGCCGUCAUCAAGACCGAGAAGAAGGGGUUUGGACUUCGUGCAGAGAUCGACCUGGAUCCGCACCAGCUGAUCUUUGAAUAUGUCGGCGAGGUGGUUGGGGAAGCGCAGUUCCGGCGUCGGAUGAGGCAAUACGAUGAGGAGGGCAUCAAACAUUUUUAUUUCAUGUCCUUGAACAAGGGCGAGUUUGUGGAUGCUACGAAACGGGGAAAUCUGGGCCGUUUCUGCAAUCAUUCGUGCAAUCCCAACUGUUAUGUCGACAAGUGGGUGGUGGGCGAAAAAUUGCGCAUGGGCAUUUUCGCCGAGCGUGCAGUACGUGCAGGCGAGGAGCUUGUCUUCAACUACAACGUUGAUCGGUACGGUGCCGAUCCGCAGCCAUGCUACUGCGGCGAGCAAAAUUGUACAGGAUUCAUCGGUGGACGCACGCAGACCGAGCGGGCAACUAAGCUUUCCAAUGCGACCAUUGAAGCCUUGGGAAUUGACGAGGCAGAUGGCUGGGACACGGUGGUGGCCCGGCGACCCCGCAAGAAGAAGAUGGAAGAAGCCGACGAAGAGUACGUGGACAGCGUGCAGCCCAAGUCUCUGGGUGAGGAUGGCGUGACCAAGGUCAUGGCCGCGCUUAUGCAGUGCCAGGAGAAGUGGAUUGCCGUCAAGCUGCUGGGCCGUAUUCAACGAUGCCAGGACGAGCGUGUGCGCAAUCGAGUCGUCAAGAUGCACGGCUAUCAAAUUCUCAACUCGCAGCUGGCCAUGUGGAAAGAGGAUCACAAUGUGGUCAUGCAGAUUCUGGAUAUUCUGGAUCAAUUCCCGCGGUUGACGAGAAACAAGAUUAUUGAUUCGAAGAUCGAGUCGAAUAUUCAGCCAUUGACGACAUGUGAUGAUGAGCGCGUGGCGAGCAACGCUGUGGCUUUGCUGGCAAGCUGGGCCAACCUGGAGGUGGGAUAUCGCAUUCCGCGGAUGAAGAGAGGCGAUCAACAAGCCAAGCCGGCUGUUAAUCAAUUCGAGCGUCGCGAGUCGGGGCGAGAGCAGCAGCAGCAGCGAUCUGUUAGUCGCUCCCCGGAGCCUGUGGAGCUGCAACCCCGAGGAGGGCAUGGCGUCGGUGGUCAGCCACGACGAGACCGGAACGUACAUCACCAUUUAGGUGGACCUGGUGCUGGUGGAGCAGGCGGGCGGUCACGCCGGGACCGUCGACAUGAUGCUCGCAAUCGUCAGCCUCUGCCUGAGGGUUGGUUUACCGCGGAGGCCGACGGAGGUCGAGUGUACUAUUACUCGGCAUCUGGCGAGACGACAUGGACACGGCCAACUGCACCAGCUCCAUCUGCCGCGCCAGCCGCCAACAAGCGCAAUCAGGCGCUGCAGAGCAUCAUCGAUGGGAUCAUGAACUCGCAGGACAAGACCCCGUCUGAGCAGAAGAGUGCAACACCCGGGACGCCACAGGCUUCGUCUGAUGCACACCCGGAGAAGAAAAAGAAGGAGGCGGAUUGGUGGAAGAAGCUUUCCUUGGAGAAGCAGAAGAAGCUUUACGAGAAUACGCUGCACCCUACUAUCAAGCAUGUGGUGGAUCAAUUCAAGCAUAAGCUCCCAAAAGACGACUUGAAGCGUUUCGCCAAAGAGACGGCCAAAAAGCUUGUGGAAGGCGAUUACAAACACGGCCGCGUCACCGACCCAACCAAGAUCAGCGAGAAACAUCAAAAGACCGUCAAAAGCUACUGCAAAUCCUUCUUCGAAAAAGCCGCCACAAAGCACAAGGAGCGCGAAGCCCGUAAAGCCGCAAAACAAGUCCCCACCACCACUACCACCGACUCCAAACACGACAGUACACCCGCCGACGACCCAGACGUCAAAAUGUCCGAUGAUGAACACGACCCCGUCACACAUCCACAUCCAGACCCUGAUGCCAGCGGUGAACCAGAACCACCCACACCCAUGGACGAGAGCUCCACACUCAAGCGUAAACGUGACGAGGAUGCGAUUACACCUGGUGUAGAUACCCAUCCUACCUCUGAAAUUGACAGUUCACCCUCCAAACGUCAAAAAUCGACUCCUCCACCCCCUCCACCGCCGCCCCCGCCUAUGGAUGGUCCUGCUGAUGCAGAUGACCCUGAGACAUCUGUCUCGCCACCUUCAGCCUCGGAGCCUAAGAAGGAUUUCCCUGGUCAGGGCAGGACUGGCACUGAUACUGAUGUUGAUGUCGAUAUCGAGAUGGGUGAUAUCCAAUCCCGACCUGCUGUGCUUCGUGUCCAGGGACAAGUAUAG
Molecule: messenger RNA, 2874 nt
Organism: Penicillium daleae
Lineage: Eukaryota; Fungi; Ascomycota; Eurotiomycetes; Eurotiales; Aspergillaceae
Gene: set2
Product: SET and WW domain protein
Exons: 4
Coding region: 1-2874 (957 amino acids)
Biological process (GO): regulation of DNA-templated transcription
Cellular component (GO): chromosome; nucleus; chromatin
Molecular function (GO): histone H3K36 methyltransferase activity; protein binding
Source: RefSeq, a predicted model, not a curated record